UCAAAUAUGUCAACAAAAAAUAUGUCUGGUCUGGUCAUAGAAAGCGCCUAGCGUAAAUUUGAAGUUAAAUAAGUAAAUAGGAAUCACUGAAUUCAAAAAGUGUACAUAUUUAAUGCCUGACAACUAACAUAUUUAUUGUAGCAAUGUCGUCUAUCGAUUUUGAUCCUGCAAUAAAGUUGUGCUUGAAAUAUUUGCACUCUGGCGCUUCUGAUUCUACAGAACAACUGCGGUUAACGUUAGAUGACCACAUUCGUCAAACUUAUGGUAGCGCUAAAACGCUUGGAAAUGUUUUGCCGAAGAAGUACUUGAAUGAGGAGAAGUUGGAAUCUCCUAGAUCUAAGCACAAGACUGAAAAGUCUAGUAGUACUAAAACUGUGGCGUUGCCACAACAGAGUCCACAGCAGAUACAAAUACCGGAACGUGAAAAUGAUGACGGUUCCGUUAUGGAUGGAGAGUUGUCCCUCGAUUUAUUGGAAGAGGACUUGACUUGUGCUGUAUGCAGGCAAAUAUCAGUUCAGGCUGGAAACCGCUUAGUUGAGUGUGAUGCUUGCUGCGCCUUGUACCAUCAGGACUGCCAUAAACCUGUCAUCAGUGACAAUGACAUAGCUGCUGGGUGGCAAUGUGCCUCCUGCUUGACAUCACUGGGUAUAACUGGUAGUUAUAUCAAAGCUACUCCAAAAUCACCAUCUAACAUCUCCGGGUCUACAACACCAGUCAAGAUAUCAUCCAGCAGUUCAUCUUCCUCAUCACCUUCGAAGGUGGUGACACCAAACAUCAACAUUAUUUCUGCUGAUAAAAGGCUGCAAAUAAUGAAGAAGAAAGCAGCCAAACAACAUGAAAAGAAGAAAAGCUCUAAAUGAUAAUUACUUUUUGUUUCAUUGUAUGAAACAAUUCUAUUUUAUUGGCAUAAAAUCGGCCACUUAAAUAUUAUAAGAUGAAAAAAAUUAUGGUAACAAAAGUAUUUCUGCUUUAUGCAUGUAAGAUUAGCUAUAAUGUAUGUAAGAUGGAUGGAAAAGUAGAGCUAAAAUAGAUGUAUAGUGUUAAAUAUGAUAAACAACUGUACCUAUGUAAUUUUUUGUCAUAACUAGAAAUAAAACUGGAAAUAUUGCAUUUA
This is a messenger RNA of Helicoverpa zea (corn earworm), 1114 nucleotides long. It is a transcript of the gene IntS12, whose product is annotated as integrator complex subunit 12. Gene Ontology annotation, biological process: snRNA 3'-end processing. NCBI's taxonomy places the organism in Eukaryota, Metazoa, Arthropoda, Insecta, Lepidoptera, Noctuidae. Gene Ontology annotation, cellular component: integrator complex. The transcript has 2 exons. The record is from RefSeq and is a predicted model, not a curated record. The coding region runs from base 144 to 860 and encodes 238 amino acids.